AUGGAAGAUUUUGCUUGUCCUUCUAUCCUCGAUGGGCAUAGAGGACAUGAGGGAAGGCGAAGCAUCCAGCUCUCCCAGUCGAGACCGUUCUCUGGGAGUAGAUCACUUCCCCGUGCAGUAGUAGUAGUUGCGUCGUUGGGCCUUGCGCCGUCCUCAGUGGCUGUUGCGAGGGAGGUCGCGCACCGGGGAACGCCAGCUCCCGAGUGGAACCGCGAAGCGCGUGAAGAUGAGAACGAACCCAGAGAGGUAACCCACACCGGAAGAAGCGAAGACGGAGCGUCGAGUUUCGCUGCCAUAAUAUCUGCAGACGCUUCGUUGUCGCCUAUGGAGGAGGCAGGACUAGCAACUACUGUUAUUAGGUGUGAGGCUCUGACGCACACGCACUGAGUUGGGCGUCCCCGAGCCGCGAAAGUGCCCUGAAAAAUUUGAAAUUGUCAAGCAAAACACCUCAUCCAAAAUGUGCUUUGGUUGAUGCUUCAAAUUUAGCGGAAAUUGAGUUUACACAUGUUUGUCUGAAAUCUAGAAUAGGUUCUGCAAUUCUCUGUAAUACUGUGUUGAGUUGAAAAAGCUUUUUAGAAAUUUUUCAGGGGCUUAGGCAGUGGCUCAGGGGAGCGCAGGUGAUAUUUGCGGACCCUGCACUUCCACUUCAGCCGACCUUUAUAGAAAAGCAGUCGCAGACGCAAGAACAAGCAACAAGAAGACAAACAGCAUUAACUUCAACAUCAAUGCGAAUGUUGCGCAGUAGCAUCGAAGCGCAGUGGAAGGGCCUCGAAGAAUCACUAACCAGAAUACAGCAGCAGUGGAUGGCUCUACAAACAUCACUAAAUAUAGUACAAUGGCAGCAGCAAGCCCUGAUAAGCUCUUUAGUAGUGGGGAACGAACUAGUAAAGCAAGAGCUCCACCAGCAACAGUCACAACAACAUGUAGGACCUGCUGUGAUAUAUACGGCUGGCGUGUCAGGUGCAGCAAACGGGGAAAGCGGACUCGAGUACUAUUUUUAGAUGUAGUUGUAGAUGUAACUAAAAUUUUGGAUAUGUUGGAAUGUAUUCCGCUGCUUCUGAUAGCUAACCAAGCCCAACCCCGUUGUUUUCCGGGUAUUGAGUUGCAUUUCCCAUUUGUCCAGUCAGUUUUUCCGCAUGCGAAGUUGUUUGGCUGUCGAGGCGGCUAACCGUAACCGCCCCGGGACCUACGUGCCAGAAUGUCCUGCUUGUCCAGUGGCAACCGCUGGCCGUGGUGUCCUGUAGCGAUCCAAGUAUUUCUCCACCCGCCCCUAGGCCUGGCGUGCCACCAUAACGUAGAACCGAUUGGAACUGCAUAUGCACAUGCGUACUAGACCGAGCUGCAAACAAUGAAGUGCCAUUAUGGCUAGCCUCCAGUCGCUACAAGCGGCAGAGGCUCGGCGUCGUGUUGUCUGCUUCGCGCCGUUUGCGUGAUGCGUGCUGACGCCCGGAACUAUUGCAGCACGCCAGGGCAAGGCCACCAGGAGCAAACCCAUGAAGAAAGUGCGCGCCUUCCGCUCACCGCCUGAGCAUGCGCCCCCCGCCUGACACGGCUUACUGCGCGCCCCGCGGGGUCAACCGCGUGACGGGGCCAACGAAGCGGACGCGCGCGCCGUGGCCAGCUGCCUGACUCUGGCUUUUGGUUGCCUGGCUUGCCGCGCGCAUGACACGGGCCACCGCUUGCCCUCUUGUGCCGCUCAACGCACGCGCACAACCUGACGCGCACGGCCUCGCCUGACCUUGAACUAGCCAGGCCAUCUCGAUAAUGACUUUGCCACCGCCAGACCACACGCACCGCCAGACCAGGCCGCCCGACGCCUGGCCGCGCCGCUUGCGCGCACCAGCCGCCUAUCUACGCCGCCCAGGGUUGCCCGCGUGACAUCCGUCCGCCCGACCAUGCGCGCUGCGUGACCACGGCCGCCGCGUGGUGACGCCCACCGCAUGACCACGUUGGGUGACCGUCUGACCACACCCACCGCCCAACCCUACGAUACACACGACACCGCAACCCGCUCUAGCAUAAGCGUCGGUGUCGGCACUUUCUCUCGUCCAUCUUGCAUAUUUGUGAAUACUAUUUUCGCCAUCAGUCAAAGAACGCUACCCCUUUUAGGUUCCAUCGUGCUGAGAGCAAGGAGCCGAAGCGAAAAGUUCAUUUUGCGAACAGCGAUGCCGAUACGGAUGCAGUUAAUUAUUUUUUGAAGUUCAACACUGCAAGCGAGGCGAUAAGUCUUCGUGUGCAGCUUCGGUUAGGAGACCUUGUCGACAACUAUGUAGGCAUAAUUAGUCCGAGGACCGAGAACAGCGGAAAUAAACAGAUGCAGACGUACCGCAUCAGCUUCCGACAAUUAAGGCUCGAUACAAUUCAUUUCCAACUGUCAUUUUCUUCUGUUUUCUUCGGAGGAUUCUGAAGCAAAUGAAGGGAAGAGGUGAACUGUUUUGAGCUCUAGCACAACCUGGAAAAUCAUUCAGCCUCGUCGAGACUGGCGCAAAAGGCGGAGCCGACAUUGUCCUUCCGCUGCCGCUGCAUCCUUCGCAAGCGGGGCCCGCACCCACGUUGGCGGAAGCGAGUCGAGACUUGCUGUCUUGGGCAAAUCAGCUUCGCUUUCUCGAAGAUGGAAGCGUAUUUGUGUUAUGUUUAAAAGAACGACAACGAAAAAUUUCUGAUGAAAUGAGAAGUGUUAGAGUGUUGCGUAGGGGGGCCAACCUUUGAGAGGAACGUAGAACUUUGCCUUCCUUGUUCUUUGUAUCUAGUUCAUUCAUUUUCUUCCCUCUUCCUUCUAUCAUCAUGACCAUCUGCAUCCACUUUUGUUCUUUUUUCUUUUCCCAGGUACUUCUUGCCAUAUGCAAACGUAAGGAGGAGUAUGACCCUUCCGCGGACACCAAGAUCAUCGACAGUCAAUUUCGCAAUUUGAACCUGAAUAUGGCAUUGUCCGAGUUAAACUUCGAGGAACAUUGGCGUGGUGAUGCGAGGGGCGCAGCAAAUGCAUUGGCUGAAUCUAUGGAAGUAGGAUUCAUCUACUACGUGCCGCCGGGCACGAACUUUGACGAGCAGCCUGAUGCUGAUGCACCUUCCUGGGAUGAUCCAAAAGAAAUGGUGAAUUUUUUAGCAUCAAAAAAUCAUUUUAGCCAGAGUAUCAGGGAACCUGUUCAGUCUUUCGACCAACAUUUCCACGUUACAUGCAAUUGCAAUGCCGGGGAAAGUCGUCGUUUUAAGUUCAACUCCAAGAAGGUGGUGUGCAGGGCCUUUCGCCUUUCCGUAGGAUUUGAGGAGAACAAGGACGUCGAUUUCGUUGUAUUCAAAGACCUAAAAUAA
Molecule: messenger RNA, 3312 nt
Organism: Amoebophrya sp. A25
Lineage: Eukaryota; Dinophyceae; Syndiniales; Amoebophryaceae
Source: the annotation of a GenBank genome assembly